AUGGCGACCCGGCGAGCGGCGAGCAGCCGCUGGGAGCGGGGCGGCGGCGGCGCGGAGCGGCGGGAGCCGGCGGCGGCCUCGCCGGCCUCCCCGGCCGUCCUCUCGCUCAGCCACUUCUGCCGGUCGCCCUUCGUCUCCUUCGGCGACGUCCGCGUGGGGGCGUCGCGGACGCGGCCCCUGCUGCUGCUCAACCCGCACGACGACGCGGCCGAGGUGCACGUCCGCGUCCCCGCCGCCGACCGGGGCUUCAGCGUGGAGCCGCGCCGCUGCGAGCUGCAGCCUAAAGAAAAGAUUGUUAUUUCUGUUACCUGGACACCGGUGAAAGAGGGCCGAGUAAGAGAGAUUGUGACAUUUGUUGUUAAUGAUAUCCUGAAACACCAAGCUAUAUUAUUAGGGAAUGCUGAAGAACAAAAAAAGAAAAAGAAGAGUCUUUGGGACACCAUUAGCAAGAAGAAAAUUCCAGUCUCUUCAACUCACCAUAAAAGGAUUUCAAAUACUCAAAAUAUCAAUGAAACAUUUAAUGUUUCACAGAAAGGAGCCAGAGUUAGGAGCCCCCUGCAAGCUUGUGAGAAUCUCACUACCAGUGAAGACUGUUCUCCAACCAAAAGCAAUGCUUUAGCUCUCGAAGAAAAUAAAAUACCUAUAUCACCUAUCAGCCCUGCUUUCAAAGAGUGCCAUGGAGAAACCUGUUUGCCACUUUUUCUACGCCGAUCUACUGCCUACUCAUCUCUUCCUGCCUCUGAAAAUGGAGAGCAAGUAGAAGGAACUGGUAAUUCAAAAGACUUUCAUUUCAAUGAGAAAGUCAUAACUGAAACUUGCUUUAAUUCCAUUAAUAUUCCUGGUUCAAGUCAAGAGAAUGGUAAACUUAUUCGUACCCCAAAUUGUUCUUCGACUUUGAACUUUAUACAAAGCCAAAGACAUUUUAUAAGUCCAGAUUCUUUUGUAAAAAACAGCCAGGCAGCUAAUGAUGAACCAGGGUUAAUGACACAUAUCUCAGCAAACACAUUUGCGAAGGACAGUUUGAAGCCUGUGUGUUUGGAAUCCAAAAUCCUACCCGAAAUUUGCCAAGCAAUUUUAAGCCCAGAUUCUUUUGUAAAGGACAAUUAUGGGCUAAAUCAGGAUCUACAAUCAGGGUCCAUCCAUACUAUUUUAUCCCCAAGUCAAUUUGUAAAGGAUAACAUGCCACAUGUAUGUAUAUCUCAGCAAACAGGUAAACCAUUAGCAAAUGAAAGUUCUCAGGUCCUGCAGUGUUCUCGGGAUUGGGAAGAAAAUGGAGUUUUACUACGUGUUCCUGAACGACAGCAUUCAAAAACUCCCAAGGAGAUUUUUGAAGAAUUAAAACCUGUAGAAACAAAGUCAAACUAUUCCAGUUGUACAGAACAGACUCGUCCUGCAUUUUCUGCUGUUCAAGAUGUUCCUUAUCAAGGCCACAACAAACAACCUAAGAAACGCCCGAUACUCACUGCCACUGUUGUUAGAAGGAAGCCCACCUGUGCCAGGGAAAACCAAACUGACGUCCCUAAGCCACAAACAAGAAGAUGUCUCAACAGUGUGGUAGGUGAAUGCGAAAAGGUGCUAGGUAACCAGAGAGAGAGAGAGACACUUCUCCAUCUUCCAGUUAUUCCAGUUAUAGAUCCCAGCCAAAGGAAAUUGGAGAAUUACGCACAUGAAAUCACUCCUCUGGCUGCCCGUAAGCGGAAGAGUGAUGGAGGCAUGGGGGAUCUGGAUGGGAAGGACGUCCUUACACAACAUUCGGAAGUGUGUGACAUUAAAAGAAUCCAUUUUUCUCCCUCGGAAUCUAAAACAUCAACUGUUAGAAAGGACAAGAAGAUGGUAACUCCUGUCUCUAAACAUAGUUGCAGCAGGGAGAAAUUAAGCCUGAGGAAGAAAUCUGAUUCAUUAGUAUUUAAAACACCUAUUUCUAAAACGAGCAAAAGGAGAAAGCGCGUUAUUGCUGUGGCACAAUCGAAUCUGACCUUCAUCAAGCCAUUAAAAACAGCUAUGCCCAGGCACCCAAUGCCGUUUGCUGCCAAAAAUAUGUUUUAUGAUGAACGCUGGAAGGAAAAGCAGGAACAGGGCUUCACUUGGUGGCUGAAUUUUAUAUUGACUCCUGAUGACUUCACGGUAAAAACAAGCGUUUCUGAAGUAAAUGCUGCCACUCUUCUUCUGGGCGUGGAGAAUCCACACAAAGUAAGUGUGCCUAAAGCACCCACAAAGGAGGAAGUGUCUCUCAGAGCCUAUACUGCCCGCUGCCGGCUGAAUAGGUUGCGACGCACGGCAUGCUGUCUGUUUACUUCUGAGAAUAUGGUUAAAGCCAUUAAAAGGCUCGAAAUUGAAAUUGAAGCCGGACGGUUACUUGUUCGAAAAGAUAGACACCUCUGGAAAGAUGUGGGUGAACGGCAGAAAGUCCUGAAUUGGCUGUUGUCAUACAAUCCUUUGUGGCUUCGAAUUGGCCUUGAGACAAUUUAUGGAGAACUCAUAUCUUUGGAAGACAAUAGUGAUGUCCUUGGCUUGGCUGUGUUCAUUCUGAAUCGCUUGCUUUGGAAUCCCGAGAUAGCAGCUGAGUAUAGACAUCCCACUGUGCCUCAUCUCUAUAGAGAUGGUCAUGAAGAAGCUUUGUCCAAGUUUACACUGAAGAAAUUACUGCUCUUGGUCUGCUUCCUUGAUCAUGCUAAGAUUUCCAGACUUAUUGAUCAUGACCCUUGUCUCUUUUGUAAAGAUGCUGAAUUCAAGGCCAGUAAAGAUAUUCUUCUGGCUUUUUCACGAGAUUUCCUGAGUGGUGAAGGGGAUCUCUCCCGUCACCUUAGCUUAUUGGGAUUUCCCGUGAGCCAUGUUCAGAUGCCAUUUGAUGAAUUUGACUUUGCUGUCACAAAUCUUGCUGUGGAUUUACAAUGUGGGGUGAGACUUGUGCGAACCAUGGAACUUCUCACACAGAACUGGAAUCUUUCAAAGAAACUCAGGAUUCCUGCCAUAAGCCGUCUUCAAAAGAUGCACAAUGUUGAUAUAGUCCUUCAAGUUCUUAAAUCACGAGGAAUUCAGUUGAGUGAUGAACAUGGAAACCCUAUCUUCUCCAAGGACAUUGUGGAUAGGCACAGAGAAAAGACUCUUGCAUUGCUUUGGAAAAUCGCCUGUGCUUUUCAGGUGGAUAUUUCCCUUAAUUUAGAACAACUAAGGGAAGAAAUUGACUUCCUAAAACACACACACAGCAUAAGAAAAGCAAUUUCUGCACUAUCAUGUUAUUCUGAUGCCACUAUGAACAAGAAAAAAGACAAAAGGAAUAGUGCCCCCCUUGAACAAUACAGUGACAGUGUGAAGUUGUUGAUGGAGUGGGUAAAUGCAGUGUGUGCCUUCUACAAUAAGAAGGUGGAGAAUUUCACAGUGUCUUUCUCAGAUGGCCGUGUUUUAUGUUACCUGAUCCACCACUACCAUCCUUGCUAUUUGCCUUUGGAUGCUGUGUGUCAGCGCACCACCCAGACUGUGGAGUGCACGCAGACAGGCUCCGUGGUAUUGAACUCCUCCUCCGAAUGUGACGAUAGUAUUCUGGAUGUGUCUUUUCAAGCAUUGGAUCACGAAAAUGCCUCAGAACUACACAAAGAGCUUCUAGAAAAUGAAAAGAAAAAUUUUCGUUUGGUAACAUCUGCAGCAAGAGACCUGGGUGGAAUACCUGCUAUGAUCCAUCAUUCAGAUAUGUCGAAUACAAUUCCUGAUGAAAAGGUUGUUAUUACCUAUUUGUCAUUCCUCUGUGCAAGGCUUUUGGAUCUUCGUAAAGAGAUCAGGGCUGCUCGACUCAUACAGACGGCUUGGAGAAAACAUAAGCUAAAAAAAGAUCUAAAACACUAUAAGGAGCGAGACAAAGCUGCAAGAAUUAUCCAGAAAGCUGUAAUCAAUUUUCUAAGCAGACAGCGAUGGAAAAAAGAGGUUACUGCAGCACUAGUCCUUCAGAAAUGUUGGCGAAGAGUCUUAGCACAGAGACAGUUAUUAAUCUUAAAAGAGGAAAAACUGGAGAAAAUUCAAAAUGCAUCAGCAACAAUUAUUCAGGCAUAUUGGAGAAGAUAUUCCACUAGAAAAAGAUUUUUGAGUUUGAAGUAUUAUUCAGUCUUCCUGCAAUCCAGGAUACGAAUGAUAAUUGCUGUUACAUCUUAUAAAAGAAAACGCUGGGCCAUAGUUACAAUACAGAGGCAUUGGUGUGCUUGUGUUCAAAGAAGAAGAGAUCAACAAAGAUAUAAAAUGCUGAAAUCUGCGUCCCUUGUAAUCCAGUCCAUGUUUCGAAGAUGGAAGCGACGUAAAGUUCAACAACAAGUAAAAGCUGCAAUAAUACUGCAAAGAGCUGUUAGAAAAUGGCAGGUCCGGAAGCAAGCCAGGGAGAAGUCUGCCAUCAUCAUACAAUCAUGGUACAGAAUGCACAGGCAAUUACAGAAAUAUGCUUAUACUAGAUCUUGCAUUGUUGUCAUUCAAAGAACAUUUCGGUGCUUUCAAGCCCAAAAGUUAUAUAAAAGAAAGAAAGCAUCCGCCCUGACUCUGCAGAAAUACUUCAGAGCCUAUCUGAAGGGAAAGGCUGAACGCACCAGCUACUUAAAAAAGCAAGCUGCGGCCAUUCGACUGCAGUCUGCUUUCAGGAGAAUGAAAGCUCGUCAUUUGCACAGGCAAGUUAGAGCUGCUUGUGUGUUGCAGUCAUAUUGGAGAAUGAGACAGGACAGACUUUGUUUUUUAAGCUUAAGGCAGAUGGUUAUCAAAUUGCAGGCAUGUGUAAGAAGAAAUCAGCAAUUACAGAAAUACAAGAAGAUGAAGAGAGCCGCUAUCAUAAUUCAGACUCAUUUCCAAGCUUGCGUUUCAGCCAGGAGAGUUCGAGUAUCUUACCAAAAAACACGAUCUGCUGUCAUUGUUCUACAGUCUACCUACAGAGCGCUGCAAGCUAGGAAUGCAUUUCUUUAUAUCCGCAAAUCUGUCAUAAAGAUUCAGUCAUAUUUUCGUGCUUAUAUUUCAAGAAAGAAAUUUCUGAUCCUAAGAAAUACUACCAUAAAGUUGCAGUCUAUUGUCAGGAUGAAGCAAGCACGCGGACGCUAUGCACAGUUAAAAGCAGCUGCCCUGUCUAUCCAGCGACGAUACAGGUCCAAAAGACUGGCUGCAUGCAGGAGAAAGGAAUAUUUACAGGUACGUGAGUCUUGUGUCAAAUUGCAAGCUUUAUGUAGAGGAUGGCUGGCCCGAAAACAGAUGAGGAUGCAGAGAAAAGCAGUGGUUGUACUGCAGUCUUACUUCAGAAUGAGAAAGAUGAGGCAGUGCUACCUGUACACCUACAGCGCGGUUCUGCUCCUCCAGAUUCGCUAUCGUGCCUACAGGGCGCAAGUCAACCAGAGGAAGAAAUUCUUGCGAGUCAGAAGAGCAGCUGUCUGUUUGCAAGCAGCCUACAGAGGUUACCGAGCUCGCCGGCUCAUCAAACAGCAAUCUGUCGCAGCUGUUAAAAUUCAGACUGCUUUUAGAGGCUAUAGCAAAAGGGUGAAAUAUCAGUUGGUGCUGCAGUCUGCUGUCAAGAUUCAGAGGUGGCACAGGGCAUGUAAGGCUGCUCGAGAUUUAAGAACAUGGUUUUUAAAGACAAGAGUGGCUGCAAUUGCUCUUCAAUCUGGCUAUCGGGGCUGGAGAGUUCGGAAGCAGAUCAGAAAGGAACAUCAAGCAGCAGUGAAGAUCCAGUCUGGAUUUCGAAUGAUCCAGGCCCAGAGGCAGUUUAAAUCCUGGAAAAUGGCAGCUGUGGUCAUCCAGCGGCACCUGCGAGCAUGGCGGGCUGGAAGGCAGCAGCGUAGGGCCUAUGUUGAACUCCGCCGUGCCGUGCUGGUGCUCCAGGCUGCAUGGAGAGGGUGGGCACUGAGGAGAGAGGUCCAGCGGUGGCACACCUGUGCCAUCCUCAUACAGUCCUGCUACAGAAUGCACGCUCAACACAGCCGGUGGAAAACGAUCAGGAAAGCUGCUCUACUGAUUCAAACAUGUUAUCGGGCUUACCGUCUUGGAAAAGAGCAGCAUUGCUUAUAUUUGAAGACAAAAGCAGCUGCUGUAACUUUGCAGUCGGUUUACCGUGGGGCGGAAGUGAGAAAAAGAAUAAAAGAUUGGAACAGAGCAGCAAUCACUAUACAGUCUAAAUACAGAGCUUACAAAGCCCAGAAGAAAUACAUCACUUACAGAAGUGCUGCUGUUGUCAUUCAGAGAUGGUAUCAAAACACUAAAAUUGCAAACCAGCAACGAAAGAGAUACCUUAAUUUAAAGAAAUCAGCGAUGAAAAUCCAGGCUGUUUACAGAGGCACUAGGGUAAGGCAGCAGAUUCAACACAUGCACAGGUCUGCCACUUGUAUUCAAGCGAUGUUUAAAAUGCAUCAGUCAAGGUCACGAUACCACGCAAUGAGAAGAGCAGCUGUUAUAAUUCAAGUAAGGUUCAGAGCCUAUCAUGAAGGUAAAACUCAGCGUGCAAAGUACCUUAGAGUUUUGAAGGCCAUUGGUAUUCUUCAGGCCAGGUUUAGAGGAGCUAGAGUCAGGCAGGCUAUGAGAAAGAGGCAGGUGGCAGCCACACUGAUUCAAUCCCACUAUAGAAGAUACAGGCAGCAAAUGUACUACACCAAGUUAAAGAAAGUGACACAGAUAGUGCAGCAGAGAUACCGAGCAGUGAAGGAAGGAAGGAGACAGUUUCAGAGGUAUAGCAGGCUGUGGCGUUCUGCAGUUCUCCUGCAGGCUGCAUUCAGGGCAAUGAAAGCGAGGAGGCAUGUGAAAGAAAUGCAUUUGUCUGCAACACUUAUUCAGUAUAGAUUCAGAUCCUUUGUGAUGAGGAGGAGAUUCAUUUCUCUCAAGAGAGCUGCUGUUUUUGUUCAGAGGAAAUACCGAGCAAAGCUCUUGGCCAGGCAUCAGUUACAACAGUUUCUGCUAGUGCGAAGGGCUGUUACUCAAAUCCAGUCAUCCUAUAGAGGGUGGAUUGUAAGGAAAAAGGUGAGAGAGAUGCACAAGGCUGCUACGUGCAUCCAGGCUGCUUUCAGGAUGCACCGAGCAUGUGUGAGAUACCGGGCCUUGAAACAGGCCUCAGCUGUGAUCCAGAAGCAACACCGGGCAAACAGAGCUUCGAAGAAGCAGAGACAGCAUUUCAUCACACUAAGAAGGUCUGCUGUGAUCCUCCAGGCUGCGUUCAGGGCAACGAAAGUGAGGAGGCAUGUGAAGGAAAUGCAUUUAUCUGCAACACUUAUUCAGAGUAGAUUCAGAUCCUUUGUGAUGAGGAGGAGAUUCAUUUCUCUCAAGAGAGCUGCUGUUUUUGUUCAGAGGAAAUACCGAGCCACCAUUUAUGCCAGAUGCAAGAGGCACCAAUUCUUGGAGUUACGAAAGGCAGCCAUUAGCAUCCAGUCAUCUUACCGGAGAUUGAUGGUGAAGAAGAAGUUACAAAACAUGCACAGGGCUGCACUUCUCAUUCAGGCCACUUUUAGAAUGCACACAACGUACGUGAUAUUUCAGCAGUGGAAACGUGCCUCGAUUCUAAUUCAACAACAUUACCGAACAUACCGAGCUGCCAAAUUGCAAAGAGAGAAUUUUACUAGACGAUGGCAUUCCGCUGUGGUCAUUCAAGCUGCUUAUAGAGGAAUGAAAGCAAGACAGCUUCUAAGGAAAAAAUACAGGGCUGCUGUCAUCAUACAAAGCACAUAUCGAAUGUCUAAGCAGUAUUGUUUCUACCAGAAAGUUCAGUGGGCUACAAGAGUAGUACAAGAACAUUAUAGGACAAGUAAAAAACAGAAAGCUCUUCAGUUCCAGGCAAGUUGCACUGAUGCCAGUUUUCAAGACAUGACCAGAAGGAAACAGGCUGAGAAAGAACACGAGGCUGCCAUUGUUAUUCAGAAGUAUUUCAAAGCCUGUAAAACCAGAAGACGUUAUCUUUGCCUGAGAGCUGCCGUCAUUUCUGUCCAGAGAAGAUACAGAGCAUCAGCUGCAGCAUACUCCCAAGCCGCUGCCUCAGUAGACUUGCCUUACCGAGGAUUUAAGGAAACAGAGUAUCCAUCUGAGAGGGCCACUGUGCCCAUGCAGAGCCCUUGUCCUGACCUACAAGCACAGGAGCGUGCGGCCCUACGGAUUCAGUCCUUCCUGCACAUGGCUGUUCAUCGCACAAGUUUUCUUCGACAGAGGAGAGCUGCUGUCACCUUACAGCAGUGUUUCAGGACCUGGAAAACCAGAAAACAGUUUUUACUAUAUAGGAAAGCUGUGUUGGUUUUACAGAACCACUACAGAGCCUUUCUGUCUACAAAACACCAAAGACAAGUUUAUUUACAAACCAGGAGCCGUGUUAUCAUGAUUCAAGCUGGAAUGAGAAGAUUCAUACAGAAAAGGAAGUUUCAGAAAAUUAAAACUAGUGCCAUAAAAAUUCAGGCUGCAUGGAGAAGAUACAAAGCUAAGAAAUAUGUACAUGAAGUGAAUGCCACCUGCAAGAUUCAAGCCUGGUAUAGGGGUUGGAGAGCACGCAGAGAAUAUCUAGCCAUAUUAAACGCUGUUAAAAUUGUUCAGCGUUACUUCCACGCCAAGCAGGAGAGGACCCGGUUUUUGAAGAUGAGAGUAUCAGUAGUUAUCAUACAGAGAAAAUGGAGAGCAGUGCUUUCUGGAAGAGUCACUCGUGAACAAAUCACAGGAAAAAGUGUAGAACAGAAGGCUCGAAUUCGCCUCCUUCCCUUCACUGCAGCUGCAUUUUUCCACCUGACUGCCCUUAGAAUUCAGAGAGCAUAUAGACGUCACAGGACUGUGAGGAGUGCCGAGAGGCAUGUGGAUUCAGUCAUCUGUAUUCAGAGAUGGUUUCGAAAAAAAAUGCAACAGAAAAGGUUGAUUGAAAUUGAGCAUGAAGUUCAGGAACGUCUGAAACACCAAAACAGAGCUGCGUCAGUAAUACAGAAAGCAGUGCGCCAAUUUCUUCUUUGCAAAAGACAGGAAAAAUUGAAUAGUAGAAUCAUCAAGAUUCAGGCAUUAUGGAGAGGUUACUCUUUGAGGAAAAAAAGUGAUUGUAAGAAAAUUAAAGCUAUACGAUUGAGUCUUCAAGCUGUCAACCAGGAGAUUCGAGAAGAAGACAAGCUCUACAAAAGAACUGCUCUGGCUCUUCACUAUCUUUCCACAUCAAAGCACCUUUCUGUCAUUCUUGAGGCUUUAAAGCACCUGGAGGUAGUGACUAGAUUGUCUCCACUUUGUUGUGAGAACAUGGCAAAUGGUGGAGCAGUGUCUAAAAUAUUUGUUUUAAUCCGAAGUUGUAAUCGUAGUGUUCCAUGUAUGGAAGUCAUCAGAUAUGCCAUUCAAGUCUUACUUCAUGUUGCUAAGUACGAGAAGACAACUUCAGCAGUUUACGAGGUAGAAAAUUGUGUGGACACGCUCUUGGAGCUUUUGCAGAUGUACCGAGAGAAGCCUGGUGAUAAAGUGGCAGACAAGAGUGGCAGCAUUUUUACAAAAACUUGCUGUUUGUUGGCUGUCUUGUUGAAGGCAAGAAAUCGAGCCUCUGAUGUAAGAAUUAGAUCCAAAGUUGUUGACUGUAUUUAUAGUAUCUACAAACUCACUGCUCGUAAGCAUAAGAUGAAUAUAGAGAGAAUACCCGGUAAACAAAAGAAAAGUGCUUCUGUCUGCAUGCCCUUACUUCCAGAAACACCCAUGAGGACCAGGAUAGUCUCCAGGCUGGAACCAGCUUGGGUUUUGAGAAGAGACAAUAUGGAUGAAGUGAAAAAUUCCCUGCAAGCUAUUCAAAUGCUGAUGGAUACACUUGGCAUCCCUUAUUAGUAAAUGUAAAUAUUUUCAGUGUGGACAGUCUAAAGAAAUAUUGUAGCUGAUCAUGAGUAUGUAAAGUGUCUUCCUGCUUUUGCUGUAUAGUUUUUAAAAUCUGACUUUGUAUUAAAAAUAAACGCAUAUAUUUUAAAUAACUC
Dipodomys spectabilis (banner-tailed kangaroo rat) is the source of this 9902-nucleotide messenger RNA. RefSeq names its product assembly factor for spindle microtubules (gene Aspm). Bases 1 to 9759 code for a protein of 3252 amino acids. Gene Ontology annotation, biological process: spindle organization; establishment of meiotic spindle localization; mitotic cell cycle. The record is from RefSeq and is a predicted model, not a curated record. Gene Ontology annotation, molecular function: protein binding. The transcript is spliced from 29 exons. Lineage: Eukaryota; Metazoa; Chordata; Mammalia; Rodentia; Heteromyidae. Gene Ontology annotation, cellular component: spindle pole.